This is a messenger RNA of Schistocerca gregaria, 12127 nucleotides long. RefSeq names its product regulating synaptic membrane exocytosis protein 1-like. The transcript is spliced from 11 exons. Lineage: Eukaryota; Metazoa; Arthropoda; Insecta; Orthoptera; Acrididae. The coding region runs from base 1 to 1611 and encodes 536 amino acids. Gene Ontology annotation, cellular component: presynaptic membrane; cytoskeleton of presynaptic active zone. Gene Ontology annotation, molecular function: small GTPase binding; transmembrane transporter binding. The record is from RefSeq and is a predicted model, not a curated record. Gene Ontology annotation, biological process: positive regulation of synaptic transmission; regulation of synaptic plasticity; calcium ion-regulated exocytosis of neurotransmitter.
AUGGCCCGGGAGAAGCUGGUGGCGGCGGCGGCGGCGCAGCCGCUGGCGCCCGUGUCGGGCCGCGUCCAGCUGCAGGUCUUCUACCACGACGAGCGCCGCGAGCUGGUCGUGUCCGUGCUCGCCGCCGACGACCUGCCCUCGCGCGACGACACCGGGUUCGGCACGCUGCCUGAGGCCUUUCUCAAGUUGCGCCUGCUGCCCGCCACGAACGAGCAACAUGUGGUCAAGUCGAGCGUGGCAGAGCCGACGCAAAACCCAAUCUGGAACGCAACCUUCGACUUUCCCAACGUGCCGGGUGAGGACCUGAUGGAGCGCAGUCUGGAGGUCACUCUCUGGGACUUCUGCCCCGACCGUGACAGCGUCUUCCUCGGCGAGUGCUCGGUGGAGCUGCAGAAGGCGUUCCUGGAGGACCGCCCAGUGUGGUACCGGCUGGAGGAUCCCCGCAACCUGCGCGCCUCGGGCGGCAAAUCUCCGCAGGUGUCGCCACGUGGGUCCCUGGCCGGCGAGCUGGCCCAGCGGCUGCUGCGCCGGACCGACUUCCAGCAGAGGUCCUUCUCUGAUGACAAGGAGAGCGACGAGCGGUCCGGGGGUUCCCCCGAGCCGAGCCUGCUGCACCCGGACCACGCGUGGCUGCUGGGCUCGGCGUGCAGCUCGCGGCGCGGCUCCAGCCAGUCCGAGCAGCUCGAGGUGGAGACGUACCAGCUGGGCAGGGACUUCUCGCGCUCGCUGCCCGGCUCCAGGAGGUCGUCCUUCCAGUCGCAGCAGGGCGACACAAAGAAGGGAUCGGUUGGUAGGACAUACCCGGACAUCCCACCCGUUACGUACAACAAAGAGCGGCGCCGCAGCAGCUGCACGCGCCACAUGCGCGACCCGGAUGAGAUCCUGCGGAGCCUGAAGGCCGUCAAGGGCGAGCUGGCGCUUGGACGCGCCAUGAGCUUCAGCGAGAAGGCGCGACGCCGGUGCAGCGUGGACAACGCCUCGUUGUCUAGGCCGCGCGGCGAGCACGCCAGGGCGCAGCUGUACCAGAGGAGCCAGCUCGUCAGGGGCAGCAGGCGGGAGUCGAUGGUGGUGGGCGAGCUGCCGGCGCAGCUGCCCCAGGCGUCCGCGGGCAGCCCCUCGGACGAGGACGACCGCUGGGGCGUGGUGGACCUGCAGCUUGGCCCCGGGCAGAUGCAGCCGCGCGGCUACCGCCUCACGUCGGCGCGCUACGGCGAGGUCCACCUGGGCCUGCUGAUGACCAAGGGCCAGCUCGAGGUGGAGGUGGUGAGCGCCCGCAACUUCUGCAGCGAGGACCGCGAGAACCCACCAGACACGUACGUGAAGACGUACCUGCGGGACGGCGAGCGGUGGCUGCAGAAGCGCAAGACGCGCGUGGUGCGGCACAGCCUGGAGCCGCAGUUCCGGCAGACGCUGCGCUACAGCGCGUGCGACGUGCUGGGCCGCGGGCUGCUCGUCAUGCUGUGGGAGCGCCAGCCCGGCUUCGAGCACAACGUGGGCCGCGGCGGCGCCGAGGUGGCGCUCGACAAGCUCACGCUGACGCAGCCCACGCACGCCUGGUACCCGCUCUUCCCGCUGCACUCGCUCGGCUCCGACUCCAACGACUCCCCAUGACCGCACUGCCUGCAGUCCGCCCACCCGCGCCGGCUCCCACCGAUCCAGCCGCUCGCUCACCGGCUGCCACAGCUGUCGACUCUCGGCGCGGUCGCGAACGCUGCCCGUGCCGACGUCUGCGCCCUAGAGCUGCUACUUCGCUCCGGUAACAACUCGGUCCGCACUCGGCGUGCUGUGGAACUUCCCUGCCAAAGAUCGUCUGAAGCAAAAGUAGAGCAUCAGCUGGUUCCGUUUGCAAGUCUGACCCUCGUGGCAGUUUGUGAAACUAGCACUGCAUCGCAGGCCGGCUCGCAGGGCUACACGUUCUGGGGCAAGCGUAGCUGGCCGUCACCUUUUACUGAGACCAGUAGCGCAUUUGACCACUUGACACCAGGAAAUGUGUACAUCAAGAAGGCCGCCUUUACAGCAUUUAACCCUUUCUGCGUCGCGGUGGGGGAAGGUCUAAGUCGGUUAGGUUGGGCUCGUUAGUAGGUCGCCACAAGUAAGCCAUACUUGCUAUCGAUAGUCACUGGUGGUAAAAAAACUUCUCUAUUCCUUCGUCUGCCAAAUGAGCCUGAAUUACCAAUUUUGUCCAAAAAUGUAACGAUAAGGUUAUUUUCCCUACCCUCCCACCAUCGAACUGAUUAACUUACUAUCACGUCACCGCUUCUUUACGAUUCAGGUUUAUAUCCAGUAUAUAAUCGACCAUUUGGGGAUACAGCAAGUGCAAUAGUUUUGACAGCUGGUAAUAAUCCCCUUAAAUAUGCCGCAUUGCUACUACUGUAAGUUUAAUAAGCAGACUAGACCCAGAUUGUGCAUAAAUCCCUCUGGCCCACUGGUUUAUGUAGAUCACAGACAAAGCAAGGGAUUGCGUCCAUCUUUGGAAUGUCGCACACUGAUGCAAACUGGGUCUUUUCCUCUGCUUCACAGCAUUACUUUUCGACAUCCCAGACGUAAGCAAAAAGAUCGUCAGGGAACACGCGUAGUAUUUGCAUUUUAAAGGGUUCCUGAUAUGAAUCUCGAAUUGUCAGAAGUUCUGUUGGCCUCAGUCUAAUAAGAGAGAAAUAGACCACUUCCACAAUAUCCAGUGUAAUGCUUCCUAAUGCAUCGAAAAAUUGUAUGGCGAAAGAAAAACAUUGCUACAUUACAUCGCUAAGAGCAACGUCGCAGUUCUUCAGGAGGGUUUAUGGCUUAUUGAAAGUGUUAUGUAACAUAAAUUCAGCAACGACAAAACCAUGUAGAGAAUUGAAGCUAUGUAUAUCAUUCUAGUGCACCUCGUAAUGCGUCCAUAUAUUACAUCAUGUUCUUAAAUGACGUAAAACGGUAGUUUCGCAAUUUAUCGUCAUCUCAUACUUAUAAAGCCCCAUUCGCACUCAGGCCUCCACAUUGUCAUCUGAGCAGAAAUUGUACCAGUGCGGUUUAUUUCUGGGAUUAAAUGUAAUGAGUAAAACUCGUUAUCGUUGUGAUGUACCAUGUGUUCAUCGACCGUCUAAGCAUUUCUACGGCACAAUUUUGCUCACAAUUACCCCGCACAUUUGGUUGAAACUUACAAAUACUGAACCCGAAGUUUCCGAUUAUUCCAGUUCUGUUACUGACUACAUGUGAUGUUUCUUGCAAUCAUCUGUGGUACCUUAUUUUCGCAAAACAAAACCGAGUCUUACGUCAGACAUGAUACUUUCUAACAGAAUUUUUUUGCUUUGUAAUUUUAAUACCAAAUCGUAUUCCCUACUAGCUAACAAUGUCAAGAACAGUUGCAUACAACCGAUGAUCUGCCAUGAUUCGCAAUAUCCUUAGACGAAAAUUUAACCUUAGGUUUAUGUAACGCAUAAUUAAUUUCAGUACUGUCCAGCUUUUGCAUACAAUGGUCUCUAGUAACCUACCAGUCUUACUGUGCACAAAACCAAGAAUUUUGAGUUUUUUCUAUAUUUUAUGGUCCGACAACAGUAGACCACAACAGCUUUCUCAUUACAAAUAUUUCUUUUAGCCACUAGUACUCUAUUUAGUUCGAUGCGAUACGUCACGAAUUCCUCUCUUGUACCAACCUCUUCAUGUCAGAGUUGUACUUGCACCCUUCAUCCAAUUAUUUGUUCGGUGUAUUCCAAUUUCUGUCUUUCCCUACGGUUUUUACCCCCUGCUAAUCCCUCUAGUACCAACGUGUUAGUCUCUACCAUAUUAUUUUUUAAUAUCCAUUUCUCUUCACGGUGUUUUCCAUAUAUUCAUUUCAGUGCAAAUUCCGCGGAGAACCUCCUCCUUUCUCAUCUUAUCAGUCUACCUAAUUUUCAACAUUCUUGCACAGCACCACAGCUCAAACGCUUCGACUCUCUUCUACCUAGUUUUGCCGCUGUCUGUAAUUCACUACCACACAGUGCUGUGCGCCAAACGUACAUUCUCAGAAGAUUCUUUCUCACGCUAACGCCUAUAUUUUAUAAUAGUAGACUUCUCCUGGCCAAGAAAGCACUUUUUCUUAUGUCCUCCUUGCCUCUACCAUCACGUUUUGUUUCCAAAGUUGCAGGGCUCCUUCACUCUACCUGAUUCGUGGCCACUAAUUCUGAUGUUAAGUUUAUCACUAUUCUCAUUUCUGCUCCUUUUCAUUUCUUUAGUCUCUCUUCGAUUUAUUCUUAAUCCAUAUUGUAUAAUUAGACUACUCAUUCCAUUCAGCACAUCCUGUAAUUCAUCAUCACUUUCACUGAGGAUAGCGAUGUCUUAUCACUCAUACUCUUUCACUCUGAAUUUUAAUCCUACUCCCGAACCGCUGUUUUGUUUCUGUCAUCGCUUUCUGUUCCCUCUUGGUCUUUGCACAUAUUGUGUAUUAUCCGUCUAUCUCUGUAGCACACAACAAUUUUUCUCAGAGUUUCGAACAUUUUCCAUAAUUUUACAUUGUUGAACGCUUAUUUCUAGGUUAACAAUUCCUAUGAACGUGUGCCGAGUUGUCUUAAGUUUUACUUUCAUUAUCAAGAGCACAGUCAAAACUGCCAGCAGCUUGGAUGCAUAAGGUGUUAAGCUGACUAUGCGAUAAUUCUGGCCCUUAUGUAUUGCUGUCUUCGGAGUGAUGGAUGAUAUUUUCGUCGAAAUCUCAUGGUAUGACUCCAGUCUCAUAGAUUCUUCACACCGGUUUGAACAGUCUUUUGGUUGCCGGUUCCCUCCAAUAAUAGUAGAAAUUUUGAAGGGAUGUUGUCUAUCCUUUCGCCUUAUUUGAACUCAAGUCCUCCAAAGGUCUGUUAAGCUCUGACUCUCGACUUCCAUUUCUACUUCUGUCAUUUCGUCAGACAGAUUCUCCCUUUCGCAGAAUACUCUUUCUACCUGUCCACUUGUGUGCGUUUAAUAUUGGAACCCUCAUUGCACUCUUAAUGUUGUCGCCCUUGCUUUUAAUUUCACCGGAAGUUGUCUUGGCUUUUCUAUAUACUGCACCUGUCCUUAGGACAAGCAUUUCUUUUUAGAUUUUCUGACAGAUUUCCUGCAGCCAUUUCGCAUUGGUUUCCCGGCACUUUCUAUUUAUUUCAGUUGCAAGUGCCUUACACUCCUGUAUCGCUGUCAUUCCUCGAAAAUUUUUGUACUUUCUUGUUUCGUCGAUCAGGUGAACUGUUUCUUCUGUUACCCAAGGUCUAUUCGUGGCUAUUUUCCUUGUACCUAUAUCUGCUCAUCUUUUGUACUUGCUUGUUUUUUCAGAGAUUUCCAAUUCUCUUCAACUGAACACCCAUCUGUUGUACUCAUUAUCACAAUAUCUACAACCUUCGAGAACAUCAAACACGCCUCAUCAUUCCUCAGUAUUUCAGUAUCCCAUUUCUUUCCAAAUUGCCUCUCGCAGAGGACGAUCUUGAACUUCAAAUGUUCUAAAUUCUGAUCUAAGCCUAUGUUUUCUCCGGGGUGUGAAAAAAAAUGCGCUAUCUAAUUUCGGAAUCUCCGUCUCACCAUGACGUAAUGCAUCUGAAAUGCUCUCGUGUCUCUGGGCCUUUUCCAUGUAUACCACUUCCUCUUGUGAUUCUUGAACAAUGUAUUCGCUAUUACUAGCUGAAAUUUACUGCAGAAUUCAGUUACCCUUUCUCCUGUGUCAUUCCCACUACCAUGUCCACAUUCUCCUCUAAUUGUUUCUUCUAUUCCUUCCUACUAUCGCGCUCCAAUCCCCCAAGAUCGUUCGAUUAUUACCUCCCUUUAAAUAUUAAAGUAUGUUUAAAAUCUAGUAAGCGCAAAAGAGCGGUCAGUAAACAAGUUAUCGUCUCUUUCGCGGUAAACGUCUUCCGCGGUAAACAUUAGAACAAGUGUAUUCUUUAAGUCAUUAGCCGCUUGAAGACGACAACAGCAAAUUUGCUGGUAUUUUGGGAUAUCCGGCAAAAAAUUUGCCAAAAUUUAACGAAUAAAAAUAUAGUAUACAUACUGUUGACACAGAAAAAAUGCUAUGUAAAUAGCUUACUUUUAAUUUCGAACGAAAUUCAGUACUAGACAACGAAGGCGAAUGACGAAAUAACCCCUGCACUCACAAGCAGACACACUAGGUAACACAUUGUUGAACGAGUGAUAUUUGAUGACACGUGCGACAACGCAGAAAAUCGCUUUUGUGCAAAGGUUUCUCUCCUUACCUAAAUAUUGCUUUUUAAAGUAAAAAUGGAUGACGGUUUUUAUCGUAGUGGUCAGCAGCUGAGGUAAGUUACAACAGAUCCAAAAAGAAAAAAAAUCCACGACUUUCAUUUUUUUCGCUCCCCAGUACACUCUUUUGAGAAACGUUUUAAGCAGAGUCUGUGACUUCGUACAUUUAUCAAAGUUAUUUUCGACUAGUAAUUCAUAUGGAGGGUUUUGUUCCUGACAUAAAAACACAGCACAAGAAUUGCAUAAUAAGCGUGCUAAAAUCAGAUUGCAUUUGUUACUUGCCCUCUGUUUGUAACGUUAGUGAGUAACAAUGGAUUUAAUUCCUAAUAUGUAGUUGCACUGAGUGCUCAUGAUCCCAUUUCAUAUCCAAACACUCCACUCACUGCAUGAUGUGGCAGAUGUUGUUUCUGUGCAGCAUUCGCUGCUGUACAAAGAGUUCCAAAACAACCUGUAUCACUGCCCUAGUCUUACUGGAUUGACGUUGACGUAGCGAGGCGUAUAGAGACCCAGAUAAUAAGAAGCUUUUCCAUAGUCUCUUCAAAAUGCACAAGACCAAAAGCCAGUGUGAUCGUAUGAAUACUACAAAAUGCUUCUCUUAGACGAUGUUUUGACGCUGAGUGAAGUCAGAUUACGAGUCAAGUCAAAAAGAAAGAUAUCCUUUUGCACUCGUAAAUGUGAACCAAUGAAAGUUAACAUACAUCUGUUGUGUAAUGGUUGAACCUAUGCUUAUGUGUGCUUACUAGUGUUAAAGCUAAAGUAGAAGCUUCAUAUUUUGUGAAGUGUGAACGGCAAUAACACUGCCGCUACUGUAGAGCAAUCGUGAGUGGAAGAGUUCUUUGUAUUCUUUAUUCUUUAAUGUGCACUGGCACAUUAUUAUAAUGCACUACCAGCAAACUAAAUACUUUUACUAUCCUCAGAAAGUCUAGAUAAAAUAUAUAUAUGUAUGUACAUCAAUAGAUGUAGGCUAAUUACAGCACGAUAACGUGCUGGAGUCACUGUAGUUUAACACCAAAUUGUUUAGUGUUAUUUAUGCCUGACGAAGAUUCAGGUAGCUCUUAACCUACUACUGUCUUGCUAGUUGCGUGUAAUGAAUCAUAUUAAAGUAGUAACUAAUAUUUACAACAAAAACCUGAAUAACUUGUUUUUUUCUUAGAGACUAGCAAGAAAAUUUUAGUCUUAAAAGUAAAUAAUUAAAUAAAUCAGAGAAAGAGCUGCUGGAGGAAUUACAUAAUUCUACCGCAUGAACUAAGAGAAACUGCAUUUUCAUUUAAAUCAUCAAAUAAAAUUUGUUUAAUUUUCUGCAAACUGUCAGCUAUAAUCCUUUCAAUUAAAUUGGCAAUUUCAUUUACAGUUUAAGCGAAAAAACGUUAAUUACAAACUGACUUAUGUUUUGUAACUUAAAAAAGGGAUUUCUCACAAACACCAAGUAUUAUGACUGCUUUCAAAUAAAAUGUGAUUUGAAGAGGUGCUAUGUUAAAAUGGGUUCAUGUGUUGUUAGAUGUACAAAUAUAAAAAUGUAUAUAAAUAUUUUUAACGAAAAUAAUAAUAUGUUCCUUAGAUUUUAUUAUGUAGUUGAGAGAAGAAACCAUCUGUAACAACACCACUGACAUUAAUACGUGAAGUCUGCGAACUAAGAACACCAAAUAUGAAACAAUGAACGUCUGUGACCUACAUAAGCAAAUAACUAAGAUUUUUCCAAGGCUAAAUGCGUUUAGUGUGAACCAACUCUGGCUAAAGUGCGUGCACAUUUAAUUCCGUUCACAACUGAGAUUUAUAUUUACAACAGUCACAUGGAAUGCUACAUCCACGCUAAGGCAAGUUGCUAAGGUUACUGAUACAAGGAUGUCUUCUAUAAAAAUCAAAUUAAACAUAACAUUUCAACAACCCGGUUACGUCAUUAUCCUCGUAUAUUUUGGUUAAACGUCAUUGUGCCAUACAUUUAAAAUAAUACAUUAUUUUAUGCACAAGAUUUCGUGGGGAUGUGUUUCAGCUUCUAGUUUCUACUGAUUUGCAGAAGUAAUUUUAAAGAACAUUGUUACUCAGUCUAGCUUAGUGAUCAACUUGUGAAAUUAGCCUUAAGAAACCAAACAGUAAGUUUUGAGUGCAGAUAACAUUCUAAUGCUAACUGCCACGUAUGUCCUCCACGUAAUUGGUUUUGUUUUAGCAGGGAAACCAAAGUAGUUUACUUGUUGGACACAGACCUUCCUUUCACCGCCGCAGUACUUGCACAGACCCAUCGACUGAUCUCACUCUAAAUGCUCGUCUCUGAGCGGUUCCAGGCGGCGUCCGAUCGGAAGCGCCGCAACCCGGGCCAGGCUGCCGCACUGACGACGCAGACAUUGACGGAGCGCAUAGCGCCGUUGGUCACGUUCCCCGUCUCUACCCGAAACACUGUCUUUCUGGCCUAAUGACUUCGUCCGCGCGAUCACAAUCAGACAGACCGGCUGGAGAAUGUGAUAUAGGUCCCUUCUCGUAUCCAAGAAACAAUUUUUCUAUUUUCAUGGCUAGUUUUCUAAACUCUUAUUUUCUUUCUAGCUUGUAUAUUGGCCUAAUAUAUUAUAGUUCAAUUAAAAUAAUAAAGAAGUACUUAGCCAGAGAAAAACUGUAAUAAAGCAUGUCCUCGUAGAGGAGACUUCAGAGACUCAAGAUUCCACCCGACACAGACAAUCAUGUUGUUUAUAAUUGUGUAUAAAUAUCAUCGAAGUUAAGUGCUUAACAUUAAGGAUAUGAUGCCGGCAUAAUGUCUCAGUUUUAUUCUGAUUAACAGAAACGUUAAUGGAUGGUGUCUAGUAGUACAGUUUCUAGUAAUUGAUAACAACAAACUUAAAUUAGGUAAGUAUCGAACGAGUCGCAGUGGUGUAAUUGUUUCAUAACAAAGAACGCAAUCCACAAAAACACAAGCAACUGUUUGGCUAUAUUACUUAUCAGCAUCGCAAAUAUUAUAUACUUCUCGUAAAAUUUGUGUACCAGCAGCCUCCUGCUAAAACAGAAAAUAACUUGCUCAGACCACUGCACAAUGAAAGUAAAUAACGAGAUCAUAUAGAUGUCAUUCCCUUGUUAGAUACAGUAAUACAUCAUAUCAUAAAACUUAUGCUCUUGAUAAAGUAAUUGAACUCUUGUGAAGGACCUUUGACUGUAAAAAAUAUUUAUACUUGUUUACUAAUCUAUUUACCAACAUUAAGGUUUCGCCAUACGAAGUACUUUUUCAGAUUUGUCUAUUUUACAUGAAAAUUAUUUUGUAUAAGUAUAAUAUAAUUCUUAUCAGUUUUCCUUUUUAUAUCGCACAAAAUGUUGGUCGAGUCUGUAAAUCGAUACUUCCUGAUCUAAACUGCGGCGUGUCCUGCGAAAUGACACGUUACUCACUUUAAAGAAAUACCAGAAGCUAUGCAUUUCCAUGACUUCCCAGAGAAGAAGUGUAGCAUAUACUGCUACUUAACUGCAAUCACUACGGUGGGACAGCUUAUUAAGGAUUCUGGCAUCAUAUCCUAAUGUUACGCGGCGAACAUUGUGAGGCCUGUCAACAGGCAAAAUAAAUGGUUGUAUAUAUAUAGAAAGAGAGACAUAUAUUUUUUUUAGAUCCGGAAUUGUAACACAAAAUAUUUAUAGCACAUAAGUAGCACAGACUUGAUGCAGAAUAAUCUUUUGAACACUCGAAAUUAUUUUGCUGCGUUAUGAGAGAUUAAAUCACUCAAAUAAAGUUUUUCGCUGCCUCGUGCUGGAGGAAUAAACACAAUUUAAUGUUAUUGUUUCCUGUUUGACAGGGAUGUAGUUCUGUUAAAUUCGGUGUGGUCGCAACAUUUUUUUUUUUCAUUCCAAAUAAAUGUUUAUCUUCUCCACCAAAUACACGCGGGUGAUGUGGACAUCUUUUAUGCAUUCACUCUUCGCACAUAAUCCGAUGCAACUUCAAACAAGUUAUGCAUUUCUUUUUUUCCCGUAAUUUUUUUCCACUUACCUUGCAUACAACAGUGAUGCAUUAACCUGUGCUAAUUUUGUGCAUAUAAUGGAGUAUAUUCUGAACUUGUGAAGAGCAAGACAUGUGUCUUAAUUCGCUCUACCAUAUCACAAUUAUAUAGAUAUAUAAAUUUGUGAUUCGAAAAAUAAAAGCUUAGUGGAGCGACAGAAAUAUCUAGUUUAAAUGUAACGAAAAUUUAAAUAAUUAUGAUAAUUAUAUAACUUGUUGUUUUAGGUGAUUGAUGUUUCUUUUUUGUAAUUUCAUGUCCGUUUCAAACGUAGAAUUUAGUAUCUGUCUAAAGAUUUCCUCUCUUAGGACAAAUUUAUGUACAGUUUGAUUCAUAACAGUUAAGAAAUAUAAUUGUACAUGUAAAUAUAACUCACAUUUAACACACAAUAUAUAGCUAACUAUUUCACAAAUUAUCGUUCUGUUGACCUUACUUACAGUAUGCCCUAACAAAAUAACUUACCGUCACGCAUUCUGAUGGUCUGAAAUUCACCAAAUAAAUCUCUAAAUUAUUCUCAAAUACUUGUAAGGUUACAUCUUUUUCAUUGUACCUACAGUAGCAUAGCUCAUGUUUCUUAGGAGAAAAUAAAUACGGAAAUACUUUAUUCCAUCUUAAUGAUAUACAUAUAUAUGAAACAUGUACUGUUUUAAAUAUUUUUAUGUUCAUCUACUAUUGACAGUGAAUAUGUAGAUGUAAGUCCCGUGAAAUCGUAGUUGAUCAGUAGUAUAUAAAUAGUUUAGAUUUACGUAAUGAGCUCUACCUUCAAAACGAAAUUACAGAGGGAGAAACUUCAACGCACAACCUCCCCAUGACAAUCUCCCAGACAAUAACUCUUGAAGCGAAACAUGCGAUGCUACUACCUCACAUUUAAAGAAGCUUUUGUCUCUGACUUUGUCUUCCUCCUUCACAUUUUACAAGCAAAAGUCCUAAACCAGUAUUCCGAAUAUGAACCAGAAUACUCUAGGAUGUAAAAUUUUUCUCCCUAUUGAGAUAACUACUGCUGUAAACGCUUCUGACCAUUUGAAAUUGUGUCCCGAGCCACGCGAUGCGUCUGCAUUUCAUUGACAAUGCUCUGAAGAACGGGUAGGACCUGCAGACUAGCUGUCGCUUUGAGUCGGUCAAGGGUAAGUCCUCAGCUGACUCAAUUGCACAAACUUAGACUAUGACAGUCAGUUGUCCAGGCUCGAAUCCCGGCGUUACAGACAAUUUUGGGGUAUCACUGAAGUUGAUAAUAUACUUAAAAUUGAACUUGUUUUGGGAGAAAAUUAUGUAUUGGUAAGAAAAAUUUAUGUGUUAAUGAACUUCCACCGUGCUUUAUUAUGCACCAAAAUCUGAGAGGAAAUACUUAUCGAAAUUAUUUAUUAAAUUUCAAAGUCGAAGACUACGUAUUCGAGCUGAAUCUAUUUUAAACUAUAACACUGUUUCACACAAAUUGCAGACUUCAAUCUUUUCAUCUGUAGAUUAAUGAAAAAUUUUGUGUUUCUAACCUUAGACCACGCUUCUAAUUUGAAAAAUACUUUACACGCUGAUGCAUAAAAUGUGAAAGUAUCAGUGUUCCCACACUGGAAACUUGCACCCCCUUAACACAUAAAUGAAGUAGGUACAGCGAACAUUAUUCUCGUCGAAGAAUACCGCUAUACUUGUGUCAGCUGAUCCGCUUUGGUCGAGAUGGCAGUCAAUCACUUCUCGCCUAGCUUCUCCACCCAUUCUGAUGCACGAGGACAAAUGACACAACGGUAGUAGCAUCUCAUGGCUCGUCUCAUCCAUUCUGUAGUGUCCAUUACACCGCCCCUACUGUGACUAGAGGAAAUGUAAAAUGGUUCCACAUGGAAGUCCUGUGGUAAUUCGAAAAAAAUUCAAAAAUAUAUAACGAUAACAUAUAAAUAAAUAUAUAUAUAUAUAUAUAUAUUUGUUAGUUAUUUACAUCUGGGAUAUUUUCUUUUCAGAUUGAUUAAUUUCCCAGUACUUAUACGAAUGUAUGGGAAAGCUAUAAACGC